AUGGACCGCGAUCCGCUCGACGGUCCCCCUAUCGCCGUCCCGACACGAACGCACUCGCAACAUCUUGCUCACCACCGCUCCAACAGCAACCGUUCUAACCUCGCCUCUCCCGUUCCCCAGCCGAAGCCUGUCGCCAGCCCCGAAAUCAUCACCGACCUCAUCUCCAGUCUCACCACUUCCCACUUCGACUCGCUGUCCCUUACCAGCCCGUCCAGUCCCGCCCGCCUCGACAGUCGCACCGGCUUGGACAUAAUUGAUCCCAUACACGACGUGGCCGCCUCGCCCGUCAUCCGCACCGCAAAGCCCCCUUCCGGCUUCUCCUCCCUCACCUCACCAAAGAGCCCCCGAGCAUCCUCCACCGACGGCUUCCGACCUCACUUUCGUCCUGCCAGCCUUUCUCGCGCCUCCUCCUCCGCCUCCCUCACCUCUCGAAACGAUGAUGCCAAGAGCAUAGGCAACCUCUCCAUAGAACCAGGCCCCGCCCCUGACCCUGAGCUGCGUCCGCGCCGCUCCCACGACAGUUGGGGCAAAAAGGCUGGUCGUCGCCAAAAAGACAUGCUCUACAUGAGUUCCAAGGAGCGCCUUCGUGAAAAGGAUCUCGACCGCAAGUGGCCUGGUGCCGUCAUGCCGUCCGCCAGCGGUGCCAGCAGCAUCCACAGCGGCGGCCGAGCCGAUCCCUUUCUCGCUGAGACGGCCAUUAGUGAGGAGCCAGGCCUGACCAAACCGCGCUAUUCGAGCGACUCCUACAACGGCUUCCAGGCCAUUCCUACUCGCGAGUCUAGCCUGCGAAAAACGGCACCCAAGAAGCGCUCCAGCGCCCGUCGGUCGAGGCAAGGCAGUGAAUCAGAUUUGAUACCCGAGGGUGCUGAAUACAACCGCGGUGGUGCCUCAUCACGCGCGAGCCAUAAGCGCGGCGAGUCUGAGGCGGGUCGCUCCUUUCUCUUUGACGUGGACGAGUACGCUGCCGUGACCCAAGCUCUUGACGACCAAUACGAGCGUGAGAAUGGCCGCCCAGAGCCGUUGCCCGAUUACCUGCAAAGGUCCUUUAUCCACGAUAUUGACCACGAGGCUGCCCCGGCCCCGGCCAUCUCCAACGGUCGCCGAGCGUACGAGCGAGAGCAUAGCAAUGGCCGCUUAAGCCCGUUUCCUUCUGUCGACCUACGCGGAAGAAGCAGCGGCUCCGGCACCGGCUCCGGCUCCAAGCUGAAGCGCCUCUCGGUUGGCCCGUUGCCGAUGAGCCCGUCACGCACGAGUGAGCAGUCGGACAGGACAGCGCACACGAUUGCGUAUGAGCGGCCCGCCUCGGCAGAUUCCAUCGAUGACAAUGUCGAGUCGUACUUGUGCUCGCCAAGGUUGUCGCAGAAAAUCAAGCACCCGCAGACCGGACGAGUCAUUUCAUUUUCCGAAGUGGGCGACGCCGAGGGCUCGGCUGUCUUUUGCUGCGUCGGCAUGGGACUAACCCGGUACAUUACCACAUUUUACGACGAACUGGCGUUGACCUUGAAGCUGCGUCUUAUUACACCUGAUCGUCCCGGCGUAGGUGACAGUGAGCCCUACACCGACGGCACAACAACACCCCUAAGCUGGCCAGAUGACGUAUAUGCCAUCUGCCAGGCCCUCAAAAUUACAAAAUUCUCCAUCCUCGCCCACUCGGCAGGCGCCAUCUACGCCCUCGCCACCGCCCUGCGUAUGCCACAGCAUAUUCGUGGCAAGAUUCACCUCUUGGCGCCCUGGAUCCCCCCCUCGCAGAUGAACGUCUUUGGAUCCUCACAAGAGCCACCCACCCACGCGCUCCCCACAUCCCAGCGGAUCCUCCGCGCGCUCCCCACGCCGAUCCUCAAGGCCGCCAACAGCAGCUUCAUGAGCGCGACGAGCUCCUCCAUCACCAGCUCGCUGCCCAAGACGACGCGGCGGAGCAAGCGCAAGAGCAACGGCAAGGAGAACCGCAACGGCACGGCCUCGGACCACCCCGACAUGGGGACCCUUGACGGGGAUGCGCGCCCUGUCCCGACGCCGACUGCCACGGAGAACAUGGACCGCAUGCACCCGCCGUCGAGCAGCCUUUACGCGGGGCCGGGCCUGGAAGAAGCGGCGGGGAAGGAGCGACAAGUGGCGUACGACACGCGGCUGACGCACGCCAUCUGGGACCUGGCCACAACGGGCGCGCACCCGGCCGUGGACCUGCUCGUGUGUCUCGAGCGGCGCCACACGAUUGGCUUCCGCUACGUUGACAUUACGCGCCCCGUCGUCAUCCACCACGGCAGCAAGGAUAAUCGGGUGCCGGUGGACAAUGUCAAGUGGCUGGGCAAGAGCAUGCGGCGGUGCGAGGUGCGCGUGCUCGAAGGGGAAGGCCACGGGCUCAUGGCGAGCGCCAACGUCAUGGGCUCUGUGCUCAUGGAGAUGAGCAAGGAGUGGGAGGACUGGAUGCGCGUGACGGGAGACGACUCGCGGCAGCGUGAGCGCGGACGCCGAAUGGCCCAGCGGUGA
This is a messenger RNA of Cordyceps militaris CM01, 2487 nucleotides long. Its product is annotated as hydrolase, alpha/beta fold family protein. The record is from RefSeq and is a predicted model, not a curated record. NCBI's taxonomy places the organism in Eukaryota, Fungi, Ascomycota, Sordariomycetes, Hypocreales, Cordycipitaceae. The coding region runs from base 1 to 2487 and encodes 828 amino acids. The transcript is spliced from 2 exons.